AUGUUUUACCAAACACAUACUCCUAUCACUAUUAAACAGUAUGACAUCUUUCAGUGUAUUGGAAAAGGAAACUUUGGAGACGUCUACAAAGCCAAGUGUCUCACCAACGCACAAGAUGUGGCUAUAAAGGUGGUCAAUUUGGAUGAAUCGAAUGAAGAUGUCAAGGCUUUCACCCAGGAGAUUCAAUUUUUGUCCAGAUUGAGAAACCCCUACAUCACAUCUUACAUUGAGACGUUUGUCAAAGAUUUCAAUAUGUUCAUAGUGAUGGAAUAUUGUGGAGGUGGAUCUUGUUCUGAUUUGCUAAGAUACGCCAAGAAGCUUCCUGAAGAUAUAGUUGCCCUCAUUAUCAGAGACGUUUUAAAAGGAUUGGUUUAUCUUCAUAACGAGAAGAAAGUUCACAGAGAUAUCAAACUGGCUAACAUACUUCUUACAGAAUAUGGUGAGGUCAAGCUUGCAGAUUUUGGAGUUAGCGGAGAGAUCACAUUGACCAUGAAGAAGAGAAACACUUUUGUUGGAACUCCGUUUUGGAUGGCUCCUGAAGUAAUAACGAGAGGCAAGAGCAGCGACGAAGGUGGGUAUAACGAGAAAGCAGAUAUCUGGUCUACAGGAAUUACCACUAUUGAACUUGUUACCGGAUCUCCACCAUUGGCUCAAUACGACCCUAUGAAAAUCUUGUUUGACAUUCCUAAGAAAAGGCCACCAGUGCUUGUUGGAAUUAAUUUCAGCGACAACAUCAAGGAUUUUGUCAAGUACUGUUUGAUCAAAGAUCCAAAGGCACGACCAAGAGCCAAAGAUCUCCUUCACCACCAGUUUGUUUCAAGACUCACAGGACGAAACUCAUCAGUAAAGGCAAUGUUGGUGAAGAUGAUUAGAGACAAGAACAUGCAACUGCUAGCCACUGGAAAGGUCAAGAAACCAAAGUAUCCGCUUGAAAGAUUUGUCGAUAGUGACAGUGAAGAACAAAGCAGUGCUAAAGUUCAAUGGGACUUUGAAACAUUCAAAUCAGAAUUCCUUCGUCGCAGAAGUUCUACAACCAACAAGGAAGUGUACAAGAGGUACGGAGACAACUACUCAAGUUUGCAAGUAUCCGCUCUGUCUCCAUUAUCACCAAUCUCUCCUGAAUCUGCCGUGGGUGUGAAACCAGGACAGUUACUAUUUUACUGUGUAGAACAGGUUUAUCAUCGGGGAAGAACCGAAGCUACUCAGAGAACAGUGGAACAGCUUCUAGUCAAUCUUCUUGAGUAUGAGCACGAACUUCCCGGCUUGUGCGAGGCUAUAGUAGAGGAGCUAUCACAUGUACUUUGA
Molecule: messenger RNA, 1305 nt
Organism: Scheffersomyces stipitis CBS 6054
Lineage: Eukaryota; Fungi; Ascomycota; Pichiomycetes; Serinales; Debaryomycetaceae
Gene: SPS1
Product: putative serine/threonine protein kinase
Exons: 2
Coding region: 1-1305 (434 amino acids)
Biological process (GO): protein phosphorylation
Molecular function (GO): ATP binding; protein kinase activity
Source: RefSeq, a predicted model, not a curated record